GGCGGGGCUUGAGGCCGCCGUAACCGGGACGGGCGGGUCUGGCAGGCAGGAAACGGUCAAAGUUAAAGGCCUGCGUGGUGCCGCUACGGCCGUCAUGGAUGUGAGUGUGCGCGCCAAGCGAUACGAGAAGUUGAACUUCCUGGGAGAAGGGCAGUUUGCUACCGUCUAUAAAGCGAAAGACAAGAACACCGACCGAAUCGUGGCUAUUAAAAAGAUUAAACUGGGACAUAGGUCAGAAGCUAAAGAUGGAAUCAACAGAACAGCCCUCAGGGAGAUAAAAUUGUUACAGGAGCUAAGUCAUCCAAAUAUUAUUGGUCUUCAAGAUGCGUUUGGACACAAGUCCAAUAUUAGUUUGGUAUUUGAUUUUAUGGAAACGGAUCUAGAGGUUAUUAUAAAGGAUACUAGUAUUGUGUUGACACAGUCUCAUAUCAAGGCAUAUAUGCUGAUGACCCUUCAAGGAUUAGAAUAUUUGCAUCAGCACUGGAUUCUGCACAGGGAUCUUAAACCAAAUAAUUUGUUGUUAGAUGAAAAUGGGGUUUUAAAAUUGGCUGAUUUUGGCUUGGCAAAAUCUUUUGGAAGCCCAAACAGAGUUUAUACACACCAGGUAGUAACAAGGUGGUACCGAUCCCCAGAAUUAUUGUUUGGUGCUAGAAUGUAUGGUGUUGGUGUCGAUAUGUGGGCUGUUGGCUGUAUUUUAGCUGAACUGCUUCUUAGGGUUCCCUUUUUACCUGGAGACUCUGAUCUUGACCAGCUAACAAAGAUAUUUGAAACACUAGGCACUCCAACAGAACACCUGUGGCCUGGGAUGACAAGUCUUCCAGAUUAUGUCACAUUUAAGUCUUUUCCUGGAAUGCCCCUUCACCAUAUCUUCAGUGCAGCUGGUGAUGAUUUGCUUAAUCUUUUGCAAGGCUUAUUCACAUUCAAUCCUUGCACAAGGCUUACAGCUACUCAGGCAUUGAAACAAAAGUAUUUCUCUAACCGACCAGGACCAACACCAGGAAAUCAGUUACCAAGACCCAACUGUCCUGGACAAGUUGUGAAGGAGCAAGAAAAUGCACUUCCAAGUUUAAAAAGGAAAAGAACAGAUGGAGUAGAUCAAGGUAACCUUGCUACAUGCUCAGAGAAAAUGUGAUACCUGUGGUGUUUCAGAACAAAAAUUCUGAAUGCAGUACACCCAUGGGCACCAACACCAGCUGAAGCCCUCUAAUGAUUUAUGGUUUAGAAUAAAUGCUUUAGAGUGAGAAUGACUUAGUUCUGUAUUCUAACAGAGCUAAUAUGGAAAAAAGUAUGUCUUAUGAUGCUUAGGAAUCUAUUUGUUAGGAGAAAUACCCAAUUCUGUUAAUUCCUGUAAUGGGGUUUGGUACUGCCCAUUAAAACACGGGCUAUUAUGGUUUCCCACCCCUGUGGGAUUUUUUUUCCUUAGACAUCUUACUGAGGUGGAAACAACUUUACAUCACUUAAAACAAAAAAACAAAACAAAAAAAGGAGGGUGUGAGACAAAGAAACAAAGCAUGUUAUUCUAACAAAUGGCGGAAUGUAAAUUGGAUUCAGAAGACAUUUCUGCACUUUCUUAAAAGUGAAGAAGCAAAUGAACUGUUAAGACUGCUCUGGUUUAGGAAAGUAGGUACAUUUCAGUGAUUCUUUCAAAAGGCAAGCCUGUUCCCUAGCAUCUAUAUGGAGCCUCCAGUCUUCCCCUAACAGUAGGAUGUGCUUCAUAUAUUCAUGGCAAGAAAAGCUCUGAGCACUUAAGACCUGUAUUUGCCACGAAAUUACCUUGAAUUCCUAGUAGAAUGGCAAAUACUAGUUCUUAAACUGGGAGUUUGAUAGAUAGCAGAUGUCAGGUUAGCAUGAGCUUCUUGCUAUUGCCAGUAUGAGAUUGUUUUAAUACCAGAGUGACACAUUUUUAGAAUGCAGAUACUUCCAUGGAAGCACAUGUCCUCUCAAAUUCAGAGAGACAGCUACAUUAUUAGAGUCUAACUUACCUUUCAGGUGCUUGUUUCUCAGUCUCUGUCGAAUUAAAGAGCAAAAUGCAUUACUUCACUAUCUUAAGAUUCUAAUCUCAAAUUGAAAUUUAACCAGUUGACUCUGGCUGACCCUAGUACCAUGGUUCAACCAACAUGUUGGAAUUCGUUAAGUUACCAUAGCAUAGGUAAUUAAAUUAAGCUUUUUAGGUCCUUUUGCAAGGACCAUGUGAAGGUCUGUGAUCAGUGUUUUGGAGUACAAACCUUUAGGCUUGUUGCCUAAAGGACAGGAAUGAGAAAGAAAUGCUUCCUUGAAUUCUGUGACUUCACCAUUUGAAGUCUUGCAUUUGACAGUGGGCAGUUUCUAGAGCUGUAUCAAGCUAGAACACUGCUUUAAUGUCUUCCCAAAAGUCUUACGCUUAGCAAGAGGAAAUCAAACUUGUGUGUUAAAUGCUAGGAGGUUUGAGAUUGGCUGCAACAAAGGCAUUUAGGGAAGUCAGCAUGACUUUUUGAGACGUUUAAGUAUCGGUAUAAAAAGCAAUAUAAUGGCAAUGGAAAUGUAAUGGGGUUUGUGUUGUGAAUUUUCCAUUAUAUUCUGUAACUGCCUUAGCUGAGCUGACAGAAUCAGAGGAUCUCAAAGGUAGAUCAUCUACUGGCCAACAAAUGUUAAAGGAGAGAGCUAGUGUUAGACCUAGCAAAUCUACCCUGGAUUUCAUAUGAUCCUUACAUGGUGUUAUCUUUUAGAGUUAAAAUCUGAAUAUUGCUUUGGAAGAAUAUCCUACAGUCUUUGUUUAAAUAAAAUUCAAGUACACCGCAUUUUUAUUCAUAUUAAGAGUGGAAAUGUGCAAAGGUAAUUUCAAAGAAAUAAAUUGUUUUCCCUAAAAUUCUUAGUCUGGCCUGUGCUUGCAUCCUGCCCAGUACACUCUCUUUCCCUUAGCCCUGUUGAGGCAGCACUUGAACUUGGCACAAUGAACUGAUUACUGAUGGGCACCCUCUUGCAAAAUGGUACCAGGGACUGGCUGCCAGGAGGGAAGUUUAUAUGCCAUCAGUGUAAGCUGCUUUUCCACAAGAACAAGCCUCUGUAGCUUGUGGGGUGUGUUCACUCAAUUGAAAUGUGCAGCAGCUGUACUUCUCAAGAAAGUGUGUUUAUUGUCAGGACGAAACUAUCAUUAGAUGGAUGACUGCCUGUAAAAAGUAUUAAGCAUGCAGCAUUUUUAGGUAUUGCUACCACUUAUUUCUUAUCAGUGAGGUAGGUGGAGACACUGAUGCUACAAUUACAUCAUUGUCCAUCUUCUCCACUCUGGCAAACAUGUAAUCAAAAGCAGCACUGCUUCCCAGGGACAAGAAUUUCUAAUCCUAUUAAUCUGCAUUUCUACAGAGUUGUAGGUUCACAAAACAGAUAUAAAAGAUACAGCACUAAACUUUUUCCUUAGUUAAUGCGGUAUAAGGAACCUGUCUAAUUUCAGAACCAUUCUGUAUCAGUUUGUGGGGAAAAAAUCCCACAACAUAGUAUCUAAAGUUAAGAAUUUGUUGUUUGAGCAUUCGUUUAAAGUUCAUGGGUAUGAUUCAGUGUUAGUGUAUUUUAGAGGAGACCUCUGCCUAUAGGGCAGGUAAAAACUGUUGGGUUGUUUCAUAAUAAGCUUGAUAUCCACUCCAGAAGGCAGCUAUGGUUUAUUCUACCUACAUUACAAAUAAGUAGCAUAUGAAGAAGUAACAUGACAAGAUCUGGAAUAGAAUCAAAAAAGUACUGCCCUCAUCAUUCUUACAGGUGAUACUAAACAAAUAUGUGGUUAAAACAGUGAGGCAGACAUUAAAAGGGUUAUUCCUUCCUGCUGACAGCUUAUUGCUGGGUAAUGAUAGCACCUAAAAAAAAAUCAGUGAGUGUAUGUGUGGUGGGGCAGGGUUAAGCCUUAGAAUAGCUUGCCUUCUUUAGGUUUAAAAGUACAACUAAUUGGCUAGCUCUUUAAACCAACAAAGAAGUACUUACAUGUAUCUCAAAUGCAGUUAACACAGUUACAGAAUAUGGGACUCAUUUGGAGUAUGCAUACUGAUUCAAGUGAGCUUGGAUUCUAGCAUCAUGUCAUAGAUUCACGGGGAAAAGUAGUCAUGUACUACUGCUGUCGCAAACAGUAUUAAGCAGCUCAGAGAAGAUCCAUCUCAGGAACGGUAUCAAAUGAAUAGUAAAAUCUUGAGGAGGGGGCUGUACUCCUUUACUUUGGCAACAGUGUGAUUUAUAUU
This is a messenger RNA of Melopsittacus undulatus (budgerigar), 4199 nucleotides long. RefSeq names its product cyclin dependent kinase 7 (gene CDK7). The transcript has 11 exons. Gene Ontology annotation, molecular function: ATP binding; RNA polymerase II CTD heptapeptide repeat kinase activity; cyclin-dependent protein serine/threonine kinase activity. Bases 95 to 1132 code for a protein of 345 amino acids. Gene Ontology annotation, cellular component: nucleus; transcription factor TFIIK complex; cytoplasm. The record is from RefSeq and is a predicted model, not a curated record. Gene Ontology annotation, biological process: protein phosphorylation; positive regulation of transcription by RNA polymerase II. Lineage: Eukaryota; Metazoa; Chordata; Aves; Psittaciformes; Psittaculidae.